Daldinia caldariorum is the source of this 2441-nucleotide messenger RNA. RefSeq names its product acetyl-CoA synthetase-like protein. Gene Ontology annotation, molecular function: long-chain fatty acid-CoA ligase activity; long-chain fatty acid transmembrane transporter activity. The transcript has 3 exons. The record is from RefSeq and is a predicted model, not a curated record. The coding region runs from base 359 to 2248 and encodes 629 amino acids. NCBI's taxonomy places the organism in Eukaryota, Fungi, Ascomycota, Sordariomycetes, Xylariales, Hypoxylaceae.
GGACAAGCUAUGGUAGCCUGUAGCCUACAGGCUGUAGGUUAACCUCUUAGCUAUGCCUUGCGUACCUUGCCAUUUUAUUUCCAUAUUUACUCGGCUCCCAGGUUGUACCGAACGCUAUCGACUUUUUUUUCCCUCCCCGUCUUCUACAUUUAAUACUCCUUGUUUUUUUUUUCUUACGAUCUUCUUACCAGGUAUUCACGAACUUCAAUGCCAAUGCUUCAUUCGUCCUAUGCCUAGUUUUUAUAAGCUUCUCAAAAUAUAUUACUGCUCGUACCUAGCUUUGUACCUUUGAUGAGUUUCCUACUUUGGUCUAUUUCUAUUUCUGAAAGGAUUUGGGUGGUUUACCAAAAGCUGGGAUAUGCCGACUCCAUUAGCGCUCUCCCUGCCGGCGGCAGCGGCGGGGCUUGCAUAUUUCAAUGCUAAGACGGGACUCUGGUAUGACAGAAUUAUGCUACGCGGCACUAUUCCAGCUAUCUACCGAGUUAUCAGUCGGGGUCGAAAUGAUCGUUGUAAUAUAUUUUACACUCUGGAGGAUGCCGCCAAAAAUACGGCAACCAGCAAUCACCCGUUUAUCCUCUUUCAAGAUAAGUCAUGGACGUACGCCGAGGUUUACGAAAUGGCGUUGAGGUACGGGAACUGGUUCAAGACUAAGUUCGGCGUCAAACCAAAGGAUAUCGUCGCCGUUGAUCUUCAAAACUCGGUCCACUUCAUCUUCAUCAGCUUCGGCUUGUGGUCCAUCGGCGCAAAGCCCGCGUAUAUCAACUACAACCUGACCGAUCAACCCCUGAUCCACUGUGUCAAGACGGCGAAUUCUGUUCUCAUGCUAGUCGAUCCCGAGGUUGCGGUGAAUAUCGACGAUAACGUCCGUGAGAGUCUGGGAGGUCUCCGAAUUGAGUACUUAACGGAGGAGGUAAAAGCUGAAGCUCUCGCCGCCGAGCCCGCAAGGCCGUCCGACUCUCUCCGCUCCGGCGAAGCAGCUAAAGAUAUCGCCAUCCUCAUCUAUACUUCUGGUACGACGGGCUUACCGAAAGCCGCCAUUGUGUCUUGGAAAAAGCUGAUCCUGGCGGGAUCUUUCAUCGGUGGCUACUUGGGGACGAAGCAGUCCGACGUGUUCUACACGUGCAUGCCCCUUUAUCACGGUUCAGCUACGAUUAUGGGCAUGAGCCAUUGCCUAGAAAGCCGUUGCACAUUCGCGAUAGGCAAGAAAUUUUCAACAAAGACGUUCUGGAAGGAAGCCCGCCAGCACAAGGCAACCAUGAUUCAAUACGUGGGAGAGACGUGCCGCUAUCUGCUCGCAGCACGGCCGCAGAUCGACCCAGCCACGGGCGAGAACCUAGAUAAGAAGCACAACAUCCGCGUAGCAUUCGGCAACGGCCUGCGACCAGAUAUUUGGGAGAGAUUCAGAGAGCGUUUCGAUAUCGAAAGCAUCGCCGAGUUUUACGCGGCGACGGAAGGUAAUCUGGCGACGUGGAACCUAUCCCGUAAUGAUUUCGCGUCGGGGGCCAUCGGGCGUUUUGGAAUCCUCUAUCGACAGAUAGCCAAGCUCACGUCCGCGAUCGUACGGCAAGAUCUCGACACGGAUAGUCCCUGGCGCGACCCCAAGACAGGUCUCUGCCGGCAUGUGGACCACGGCGAAGUCGGCGAGCUAUUGAUGGCCUUGCCAGCCGACACAGAAAGCGACUUUCAAGGAUAUUAUAACAACAAUGAGGCGACGGAGAAGAAGAUCCUCCGGGACGUAUUUAAGAAGGGCGACGGAUAUUUUAGGACGGGCGACCUUGUCAGCCUAGACAGCGAGGGUCGGAUGUUCUUCCACGACAGAAUCGGGGACACGUUCCGCUGGAAGAGCGAGAACGUAGCGACCACAGAAGUGAGCGAGGCGCUGGGUACGCAUCCGGCGGUGCAGGAGGCCAACGUGUAUGGCGUGCAGCUGCCAAAUCAUGAUGGAAGGGCGGGAUGUGCCGCCAUUAUGCUCGCCGAAGCUCCCGACGAUGCAUUGCUACGGUCGUUGGCGGAGCACGCACGCAACAAACUGCCCAAGUAUGCCGUACCUCUGUUCCUCAGAAUAGGAAAGGGGCUUACGGCGGCGGUUACGGGGACGAAUAAGCAGCAGAAGCACGGUCUACGCGAGCAGGGAGUCAACCCAGCCUUAGUUGGUGAUGAUGAGCUAUUCUGGCUCCAAGACGGGACGUAUGUGAAAUUUAGAAAGAGUGACUGGGAACGAUUGAACGCCGGCCAGGUGAAACUUUGAAGCUAGAGGUAAUGGUAAUUUUACGAGACACGAUGUUCAAGCCUACGAAUAUACUAAUAAUAACAACCUUGCUCUGUAGUAGAAAUGUCUCUUGUCGUGGAUAGUUGUGUCUCUUGAUGUCCUAUUGCAUCAGGUACUUCAUAGGUCGCUUAGGUACUAAUCAGCACGCUAAUGCACCUGAACAUGCAUAAAA